Molecule: messenger RNA, 727 nt
Organism: Rhodamnia argentea
Lineage: Eukaryota; Viridiplantae; Streptophyta; Magnoliopsida; Myrtales; Myrtaceae
Exons: 4
Coding region: 114-497 (127 amino acids)
Source: RefSeq, a predicted model, not a curated record
CUCGUAUAAAAUAAAAAAAAAAACAACCCUUUCCAGCCGCUUUUGUGAAGCGAUCGAAGAAUCGCAGACGAGACCCAAAAGGGUGACCGCUGAGCAAAGCUUUGCGAGCAACGAUGGGUUCUUUAAUGGCGGGUUGGGACUCGCCGGUCCUUGAUCCUAAGCACGUGGCUUACCAGAGGAACAGAUCGUUCACUAAAGAGGAAGUAGAAGCUUAUCGGAGGUCGAAGGAGGAGAAAGCAGGGGAAGAGCUGCGUAAAGCCCCAUCCUUCGGCGCUCGGGAGACGGUGUUCGAAGAGCGCGCAAGAAAGCACGAGAGAUCGAACUCGCUGCCGGCGGAGCUGGAAGCCGACACGGCCUGGGCGAGGCUCAUCAGCAACAAAGGCUGGUGGACCAGGAGCAAUUGGGCAUUCCUGAAUGAACCGCCGGUAUUUGAAGGGAGCACCAACAGCUACUCCUCUCAGUUCCACGUUGCCAAUCUCCACAAGUCGAACGCUUGAAUCACACGACGAGAAAGUAAAUAUGGGCUUUGCUUGCACCGAAAUGGUUGCUUUGCAAUCGUAGUUUGUAACACUAUGGGUAUGUAAAUAUUUACGUAUUCGAUACGUGCAAUCUCGGAGUGAUGUGUAUAGCGUCUCGAAGGCGGUGUAAAAUGUUGACGACUUUGAAUGUGAUCUUGUAUGAGCUCUUGUUCUCUGCUAGUGGUAAAGAAGUGAAGACUCUUCGGCUA